AUGAAAAGAAAUAUUUUUUUUUGUAAAAAUUUAUUCAAAUAUACCCAAAUAAAUAUAAGAAAAGAAUGCGCAAAAGAUAUAUUUUUUGUUGAAAAAAGAGGAAGAAAAUAUAUACCAUUUUAUGAUGAAAAAAAAGUAAAAAAAAAAAAUUUAAAUACAGGAGAAAAUAUUAACAACGAAAAUAAAAAUGAAGAGGGACAAAAUAAACAAAAUGAAAAUUCAAUAUUUUAUCAAAAUUUAAUGCCACCUAUAUCACCAAUGAAAGGUUUAAAACUGUUACUUAGCUUUGAUACACAUUUUGGAGAAAUAAAAGUUAAUAAAGAAAAACCAAUAAAUUUUAAUUUAAUAAUAAAAAUUGAUAUAAAAAGAGAAUCUCUAAGAGGAAUGUGUAACUUAGCACAUAGUGUAGAUAAAAAAAAAAAAAUUUUAGUAUUAAUUGAAGAAGAUAAUGAAAACUUAAAAAAAUAUGGAGCAGAUUAUGUUGGUUUAGAUUAUAUUAAUAAAAUAAAAAAUGGAUGGCUAGAUUUUGAUAUAUGUAUAACAAAUUUUAAAAAUAUAAAUAAAAUAUUACCAAUAGCUAAAAUAUUAGGACCAAAAAAAUUAAUGCCUAAUGUUAAAUCUAAUACUCUUGUUGAUAAUUUAAAAGAAACUAUUAUAAAAAUAAAAAGUGGAAAUACUAUUGAAUAUCGUAGUGAACAAAUAGAUUCUAACACAUUUGAAUUAUAUAAAAAUAUUUAUAAUUUAAAUAAAAUUGAUCAAAAUUCAUUAGCUCAUAUAAAUGUUAAAAUAGCUUCUACAGAUAUGUCUUUCCUACAUAUACUUGAUAAUAUUAAAUCUUUUGUUUCAGAAAUUGUCAAAAAUAAUAUACAUUCCUCACAUACUGAUAAAGAAAAUAAAUCUACAUUUGUUUGGCCACCUACUACAAAAAAAAUAAAUAAAUCUAAUAAAUAUUACAACCAAACAACAAAUAAUCUUAUCAAUAAUAUCGAUGAUAGUUCCGAUUCGUUUAUACUUGGUGGAUACAUAACUCUUAUUGGUCUUCCUAAAUUUUUUUUGAAACCAAAUUUACUCUAUACUCAUUCAGACGGCUAUAUCAAUUAG
Messenger RNA from Plasmodium yoelii, 1101 nucleotides. Its product is annotated as ribosomal protein L1P. The transcript has a single exon. The record is from RefSeq and is a predicted model, not a curated record. Bases 1 to 1101 code for a protein of 366 amino acids. NCBI's taxonomy places the organism in Eukaryota, Apicomplexa, Aconoidasida, Haemosporida, Plasmodiidae.